Cucurbita pepo subsp. pepo (vegetable marrow) is the source of this 1270-nucleotide messenger RNA. RefSeq names its product NAP1-related protein 2. Gene Ontology annotation, biological process: nucleosome assembly. Gene Ontology annotation, cellular component: nucleus. Lineage: Eukaryota; Viridiplantae; Streptophyta; Magnoliopsida; Cucurbitales; Cucurbitaceae. The record is from RefSeq and is a predicted model, not a curated record.
GUGUGCUCUGUGUCAUUGACAAUAAUCUCCGAGUCCCCAACGAAAGAGAGCACCAGGACCGGUAGGGUUUUAGAUACACCUCUUUCUGGGUUUUAGCAGCUCUUCCCCAUGCCGAACAACAUGGUUGCUGAUAAGGGCAAGAAGGCUAAGCACUCUGACAAGCCCGAAGACGACAAUUCCGAGGUUAUCGAUGAGAAACUCGUCAUCUCUAUCGAGAAGUUGCAGGAAAUUCAAGACGAGCUCGAGAAGAUCAAUGAGGAGGCCAGUGAUAAAGUCUUGGAAGUGGAGCAGAAGUACAAUGAGAUACGAAAGCCUGUCUAUGACAAGCGAAAUGAGAUCAUCAAAUCAAUUCCCGACUUCUGGCUAACAGCUUUCUUGAGUCAUCCCGCUCUUUGUGAACUUUUAACUGAAGAGGACCAGAAGAUAUUCAAACAUCUCACCUCCCUGGAAGUCGAAGAUUUUAAAGAUGUCAAAUCGGGUUACUCAAUUACCUUUAACUUCAACACCAACCCUUAUUUUGAAGAUACAAAGCUGACGAAGGCCUUCACCUUUCUUGAUGAAGGAACAAGAAAAAUUAAUGCUACAUCAAUAAAAUGGAAAGAGGGAAUGGGCUUACCUAAUGGAUUUAAUCAUGAGAAAAAAGGGAACAAACGGCCCCAAGCUGAGGAAAGCUUUUUUAGCUGGUUUAGUGAUACAGAACAGAAAGAUAUUGACGACUUUCAUGAUGAGGUUGCAGAAAUCAUCAAGGAGGACUUAUGGCCUAACCCUUUAUCCUACUUCAAUAAUGAGGCUGAUGAAGACGAAUUGGAAGAAGAAGAAUCUAAUGAAGAGGGAAAGGAAGAUGAUGACUCUGAUGAGGACGAUGACGACCAAGACGACGACAAUGAGGCAGGUGAUGAUGAAGAUGAUGACUAGACAACUAGUGAAGUUUACAUCUCUCCAAAUGGCUCAUUUCUGUAAUAGUUGCUCAAGUAUGAAGUGGUUGGUUAAAGGAGAAUGUUGAUCGUUUCUUGUGGUAGCCUUCUUCCGGUGGGUCUGUGAGUUCAGUUGGUCAGGCAUUUCAACGCGACUCUACUUUCUCCCUAAGAGCCCUUUCGUUUUCUUCUUCUUCUUCUUCUUGUUGCCUAAAUUACUCUCUCUAAUAUAUAGAUUGUUGAGAAUAUUAUGGUUUCAAUCUUAUGUUUUGUUCUAAUGCUAACAUUGGAGUAAUGGUGUGUAAAGUUAUUUGGAUUCCUUCUUAAUGCAUAUGUAUUCAUUCUGGUUUUCCUCA